Lachnellula hyalina is the source of this 2004-nucleotide messenger RNA. It is a transcript of the gene gyg-1, whose product is annotated as Glycogenin-1. Gene Ontology annotation, cellular component: cytoplasm. Gene Ontology annotation, molecular function: glycosyltransferase activity. The transcript is spliced from 7 exons. The record is from RefSeq and is a predicted model, not a curated record. Lineage: Eukaryota; Fungi; Ascomycota; Leotiomycetes; Helotiales; Lachnaceae. Bases 1 to 2004 code for a protein of 667 amino acids.
AUGGCUUCACCAGCCGAGGAUGUUUAUGCGACUCUUCUCCUGAGCGAUACAUACCUACCAGGUGCAUUGGUGUUGGCCCAUUCUUUACGAGAUGCUGGCACCACCAAGAAGUUGGCAGUCCUCGUUACCGGGGACUCGGUAUCAGCAGAUGCAAUUGCGCAGCUGGGUAACGUAUACGACUUCAUUGUCCCCGUGGAACGAGUUGUCAACGAAACGCCCGCGAACCUGUUCCUCAUGGACCGCGCCGACCUACACUCGACUUUUACGAAGAUCACCCUAUGGAAGCAGUUGCAGUUCAGAAAGAUAGUAUAUGUGGAUGCCGAUAUCGUUGCGCUUCGUGCACCGGACGAGCUGUUUGAUUUGCCCCAUGCAUUCUCAGCUGCUCCGGAUAUUGGGUGGCCUGAUAUCUUCAAUACGGGACUUAUGGUUUUGACUCCGAAUAUGGGUGAUUACUAUGCGCUGCUUGCAAUGGCACAACGAGGGAUUUCCUUCGACGGAGCGGAUCAAGGUCUGUUAAACAUGCACUUCAAAAACACCUUCAAUCGUUUGAGCUUUACCUACAACGUCACGCCGUCUGCUCACUACCAGUACCUCCCCGCGUAUCGGCAUUUCCAGUCGAGCAUUAGCAUGGCACAUUUUAUUGGCACUGCUAAGCCAUGGACUGAGGGUAGGGAAGCAAACAAGGGCUCGACUCCAUAUGAUGAAAUGGUGGGAAGAUGGUGGGCUGUCUAUGACCGACAUUUUCGAGAAUCGUCAGUCGACAGUUCUUCCACAGGGAACUCGACAAUCGUACAGUACCAUACCAAGGGCGAAUAUCGACCAGUUGUACCAAUUAUAUCGGUCACCUCGAGUAGCCAGGCAUACCAGCCUGAAGAGACCGAGAGUGAGAUACCCCCCAAAACUGCUGAAGAGCCCUUGCAUGAAAGACCUGAAUUACCGAAAGAAGUGGAAGAAGCUUAUCUCCCUCCCAUAGAAACUAGGUUGGAUAAGGGAAGGGAACCGGAGGCGCCAGUCCAGCAAUUUAUGUCUUGGGAUGCAAGCAGGGAUCCACCACCAGCUGGCUCUCGCCCGGAAGCUUCCAAUUUCCCCGCGACACACUAUGAAAUGUCCUCCGAUCCUACGCCGUUCAAGGCCCCUGAGAGGUAUCCAGAUCCGCCAAAGGAUAUGUACUACCAAGUACCGAAAACCCCAACUUAUCAAAAGCCUGCACCAAUCUUUCCCUGGGAGAAAGAUGCUCCAAAACCCACUAGAGUAUUCCCCGAAGACAAUCUUAGUAUUACUAAGCACCCAAGCAGCAAUGAACUAGCCGAGGCGUCCCCAGAGGAAGAGUCCCAAGCCAUACCACCUGUUACACCCACCACACCUACAAUCCAAUUUACGUCUGCUGAUCCAUGGCAGUCAUUUACUCGCAGCAACGCCUGGGACGAUAUUCCUGAGAUAGAGCGGUACAUCGGCAACUUGCAAAAGAACCGCAAGGGAAACAUCCAAGUACUACAAGGAUAUGGCUCAGGUAUAGCAGAUGUGUCCAGCCCCGGUGGCUUCAGGCACAGUAUGAGGCUCACCGACUUCCCAACAGCAGUCGAAAGACCAAGCCUACCCGUGACCCCCGCCCCAAGGCACAAGCCCAGCUUCUGGGGCGAAGAAAGGGACGAGGAUGGAGAACUCCCUGCCGCCGCAGGGGUUCCAUCUCAAGAACAAUGGGAUCCUGCGGCCCAACUAGAACAACUCGCUCGACGCCAAUCCGAUGUCUUUGUGAAUAAGCUGGAUGAGGAACCCGCAAGGGAGAUUCCGACAAGACCGCUUCCUUUCGGAUCCGAGAACGUCCGCUCUCCUACUCAUGGGCAUGUGACUAGAGGGUCGACCGCGGGAUCGACGCCUAGAACUACGAUUCCGGAACCGAGUUAUCAUGGCCCUGGGGCAAUGUGGGAAAAAGAUGAUAACUUCAUGACACACUCAACCCCGGAGCCGGCGACAGAGGAUGAGAAGGAUGUGCUCGACACCUAG